This is a messenger RNA of Hibiscus syriacus, 900 nucleotides long. RefSeq names its product protein NEGATIVE GRAVITROPIC RESPONSE OF ROOTS-like. Gene Ontology annotation, biological process: regulation of growth; gravitropism. The record is from RefSeq and is a predicted model, not a curated record. NCBI's taxonomy places the organism in Eukaryota, Viridiplantae, Streptophyta, Magnoliopsida, Malvales, Malvaceae. The coding region runs from base 1 to 900 and encodes 299 amino acids. The transcript is spliced from 4 exons.
AUGGAGGGGAAAAGAGGUGGCAAAGUCGGUGUUUGGGAACUUGAACCAUGUAUCGACUCGGCGCAGUUGCAAUAUUCAGCUGGGUUCAAAACAAGCUCACUGGCAAGAAACCCAACACCAACAUCGUUCCAAACAAUCGUAAGAACUGUUCUCUUUCGUUUUGAUUCCAUGUUUGAUCCCCAUACAUGUUUUUGUCUCCAACAUGUUUAUUCUUCGUUGCUGAUUCGUCCUCCUCCUCAUCUUAUAGACACCACUCAACAACAGCCUUGCAAAGAAGAGUUCAGCGACUGGCCUCAUGGACUGCUAGCAAUCGGAACAUUCGGCAACAAGAUCAAACAAGCACCAAAUCCGCAACAAAAUGUUCCCCCGACACAAGAACAUGUUAAUUAUCUAGACGGUCUUACACCAGAAGAGGUAGGGAAGCUUCAAAAAGAGUUCAACUUGAUAUUUCAAGAACACGUUGAACCACCAUCAUCGGCUAAUCCUGAAGCUCCUUCUGAAGAAAGGGUUUGCAGUGGAUCCUCCGAUGACCACCCCAGCACCAGUUUAGUCCACAGCAGAGGGAAAGAUGUCAGCUUGGAUCACUCCAAAGCUGCAAUAGGGAAGAAAUCAUUGUCGUUUCUUUUAAAGAAGAUGUUCGUUUGUAGCAAUGGAUUCUCACCAGCUCGCAUUAGUUUAAGGGAUCCAGCCAUGGAGUCAAGAAUGGAGAAGAUGUUGAAAACUAUAUUUCACAAGAAGAUAUAUCCACAAAAUCAUGGCAACAAAUUGACUACCAAGAAAUCCCUAGAGAGCAGUGCUCGUAUUACCAAGACUGUCAAUGGAGAUGACGAGACAGAAAAGGCAGAUGAUGGAAGUAAAUGGGUGAAAACAGAUUCUGAAUAUAUUGUUUUGGAAAUAUAA